AUGUCCACCGACUACAGCAAGAAGACCAACGCCGAGCUUGUGGAGAUCCUGAAGGGUCGCUCACUGCCUCAUACCGGCAAAAAGGCGGACCUGGUUGCUCGUAUCCAGCAGGAUGACGAGAAAGAAUCUACCGGAGCACCCGCCGCGGCUCCCGAAGCCGGUGCCGCCGAAGAUGUCAUCGAUUGGGACGACGACGUACCUGCCGAUUCAUCAGCGGACCCUCAGCCUGCUACCGAAGCAGGUGCCAACGCCAUUGCUGCCGGCGGCAAGGGCGCUGUUGCCAACCCCGUUGCAGUCCCCAAUCAGAAAUUAGACACCGAUCCUGCGACUACCGACGAUUUGAAAGUGGAAGCAACUGGCCAGGCAGAGCCUGCGGCCGCUCCAGAGGCUGAGACAAAGCCUGCUGUUGAUUAUACCCGUGGUCUACCCGCGACUGAGCUCGAGGAGGAAUUGCGGAAGCGUAAAGCUCGUGCAGAGAAGUUCGGCAUCGUCGAGGAUUCUGAAACAGCUCUGAAGGAAGCCGAGAAAACACUGGCACGGGCUAAGCGCUUCGGCACUGGCGCUGAAGCCGAAGCCGGUGUUAGUGUGAAGGGUUUGGAUCAGGCUCUUCCUGAGGAGAGGCGUAAGCGCUCUCGCAAUGACCAAGGCGGUCGUGGCGGUAAGCGUCGUGAUCAUGGGCAUGGACGCAAUCGCAACCGCCGUGGAGAUGGCAACCAGAACCAGAACCGUGGUGGUGGUGGUGUUGCGAAAAACGGUCCUGGCGCACCGAAUAGAGUGCAAAAGAGCUGGAGUGAGAAGGAUAACUCAGCAAUGGAGGCUCGUAAGAAGCGAUUUGCGACUGCGGCUUAA
Penicillium angulare is the source of this 849-nucleotide messenger RNA. RefSeq names its product SAP domain-containing protein. Gene Ontology annotation, biological process: poly(A)+ mRNA export from nucleus. Gene Ontology annotation, cellular component: nucleus. NCBI's taxonomy places the organism in Eukaryota, Fungi, Ascomycota, Eurotiomycetes, Eurotiales, Aspergillaceae. The transcript has a single exon. The coding region runs from base 1 to 849 and encodes 282 amino acids. The record is from RefSeq and is a predicted model, not a curated record.